ACUGUUGCUGUUGAACAUUGACCCACUUGCAACACCAAGGAAGCUUAGCCACCAGUAUGUCCAAGUAUAAACUUGUUAUGUUAAGACACGGGGAGGGUGCUUGGAAUAAGGAGAACCGCUUUUGCAGCUGGGUGGACAAGAAACUUAACAGUGAAGGAAUGGAGGAAGCUCGGAAUUGUGGGAAGCAACUCAAGGAGCUAAACUUUGAGUUUGACCUUGUGUUCACAUCCAUCCUGAAUCGGUCCAUCCACACAGCCUGGCUGAUCCUGGAGGAGCUGGGGCAGGAGUGGGUUCCUGUGGAAAGCUCCUGGCGUCUAAAUGAGCGCCACUAUGGAGCCUUGAUUGGUCUCAAUAGGGAACAAAUGGCUUUGAAUCAUGGUGAAGAACAGGUGAGGAUCUGGAGAAGAAGCUACAGUGUGACCCCACCUCCCAUCGAGGAAUCUCAUCCUUACUAUCUCGAGAUCUACAAUGACCGGAGGUAUAAAACGUGUGACGUGCCUGUGGAUCAGCUGCCAAGAUGUGAAAGCUUAAAAGAUGUUUUGGAGAGACUCCUUCCCUACUGGAAUGAAAGGAUUGCUCCAGAAGUAUUAAGUGGCAAAACCAUUCUGAUAUCUGCUCAUGGAAAUACCAGUAGAGCACUCCUGAAGCAUCUGGAAGGUACCAUCUUCAUGCUUCUACUUAGAGAUUGCUGUUAUAAUUAG
This is a messenger RNA of Orycteropus afer afer, 701 nucleotides long. NCBI's taxonomy places the organism in Eukaryota, Metazoa, Chordata, Mammalia, Tubulidentata, Orycteropodidae. The record is from RefSeq and is a predicted model, not a curated record.